CAACAGUCGGAAUUUGGAGUCGGAGCGUCUGGAAUAUUCUUAACCCCCAUAACACUUUUUCUUGAACCCGAGAUAUUCUUCAUAUGGGAAUCCCAAAGGAAAUCCUGAGGCUUGACCUGAUGUCCUCUAUUCUUUGAGUUCCUCAGAUUCCGGCCCUUGCGGAAGGUUUCAUUCUUGGGGUAUUGGAGACUUCGGGGCCAAGAUGGCGACAGGAACGGGCAAACACAAGCUACUGAGUACUGGCCCCACAGAGCCAUGGUCCAUACGAGAAAAACUGUGUUUAGCCUCUUCUGUCAUGAGGAGUGGAGAUCAAAAUUGGGUCUCAGUUAGCAGAGCAAUCAAGCCCUUUGCAGAACCUGGCCGCCCUCCAGACUGGUUCUCUCAAAAACACUGUGCUUCUCAGUACUCAGAGCUUCUAGAGACCACUGAGACCCCAAAACGCAAACGGGGUGAAAAAGGGGAAGUAGUGGAGACUGUUGAAGAUGUCAUUGUGCGGAAAUUGACUGCUGAACGAGUUGAAGAACUAAAGAAAGUGAUAAAGGAAACCCAGGAAAAAUAUAGACGACUGAAAAGAGAUGCAGAACUAAUUCAAGCUGGCCACAUGGACAACAGACUGGAUGAGCUUUGCAAUGACAUUGCAAUGAAAAAGAAAUUGGAAGAGGAGGAGGCUGAGGUGAAGAGGAAGGCUACAGAUGCUGCAUAUCAGGCUCGGCAAGCAGUAAAGACACCCCCUCGGAGGUUGCCCACUGUGAUGGUUCGCUCUCCAAUAGAUUCUGCCUCCCCAGGAGGUGAUUAUCCACUUGGUGACUUAACUGCAACCACUAUGGAAGAGACUGCCUCUGGGGUAACCCCUGGGACUUUGCCGAGUACCCCAGUCACCUCGUUUCCUGGGAUUCCUGACACCCUUCCUCCAGGCUCUGCACCCUUAGAAGCCCCCAUGACCCCAGUAACAGAUGAUUCACCCCAGAAAAAGAUGCUUGGACAGAAAGCAACUCCACCCCCCUCCCCUCUGCUGUCAGAGCUCUUGAAGAAGGGCAGCCUCCUGCCUACUAGCCCCAGACUGGUCAAUGAGAGUGAAAUGGCUGUGGCUUCUAGCCACCUGAACAGUACAGGUGUCUUCCUGGAGGUAGGCGGGGUCCUUCCCAUGAUACAUGGUGGGGAGAUGCAGCAAACGCCCAACACUGUUGCAGCCUCCCCUGCUGCCUCAGGUGCUCCUACUCUUUCCCGGCUUUUAGAAGCUGGUCCUACACAGUUCACCACACCUCUUGCUUCCUUCACUACUGUUGCCAGUGAACCUCCAGUUAAACUUGUGCCACCCCCUGUAGAGUCUGUGUCCCAGGCUACCAUUGUCAUGAUGCCUGCGCUGCCAGCACCAUCCUCUGCUCCGGCUGUCUCCACUUCUGAGACUGUAGCUCCAGUGAAUCAGCCUGACACCUGUGUUCCCAUGGAGGCUGUUGGGGAUCCACACACUGUGACUGUUUCCAUGGAUAGCAGUGAAAUUUCUAUGAUCAUCAAUUCUAUCAAAGAGGAAUGUUUCAGAUCAGGGGUAGCAGAGGUCCCUGGAGAAUCAAAGGCUCCCAGCAUAGAUGGGAAGGAAGAUUUAGAUCUGGCUGAGAAGAUGGAUAUUGCUGUGUCUUACACAGGUGAAGAGCUGGACUUUGAGACAGUUGGAGACAUCAUUGCCAUCAUUGAGGACAAGGUAGAUGAUCAUCCUGAAGUGCUGGAUGUGGCAGCAGUGGAAGCGGCACUGUCAUUCUGUGAGGAGAAUGAUGAUCCCCAGUCCUUGCCUGGCCCCUGGGAGCAUCCUAUCCAGCAGGAGCGGGACAAGUCAGUUCCUCUCCCUACCCCAGAGAUGACAGUAAAGCAGGAGAGGUUGGACUUUGAGGAAACAGAAAAUAAAGGAAUCCAUGAACUGGUGGACAUAAGGGAGCCCAAUGUUGAUAUAAAAAUGGAACCUGCAGAACAAGAGCAAGGCAUUUCUGGGACUGAAAUAACUGGAGUUAUUCCAUCCACGAGCAUGGAACCACCAGAACUCAGGAAUCAAGACUUAAACGAAGAGCCUAGAAGUACUAUAACUGGAGAGAUUGCUGAAGCAGAUGUUUCCAGUGGGAAAGGUGAUGAGACUCCACUUACAACUGUGAAGACAGAGACAUCUCCUGAAAGCAUGUUGUCUCCAUCACAUGGCUCAAAUCCCAUUGAAGAUCCUUUAGAAGCAGAAACUCAGCACAAGUUUGAAAUGUCAGACUCAUUGAAAGAAGAAUCAGGGACUAUUUUUGGAAGCCAGAUAAAGGAUGCCCCAGGUGAGGAUGAGGAGGAAGAUGGAGUCAGUGAAGCAGCCAGCCUAGAAGAGCCUAAGGAAGAAGAUCAAGGAGAAGGUUAUUUGUCAGAAAUGGAUAAUGAGCCUCCUGUGAGUGAAAGUGAUGAUGGCUUUAGUAUACAUAAUGCUACGCUGCAGUCCCACACACUGGCUGACUCCAUCCCCAGCAGUCCUGCUUCUUCACAGUUCUCUGUCUGUAGUGAAGAUCAGGAAGCUAUUCAGGCACAGAAAAUCUGGAAGAAAGCCAUCAUGCUUGUGUGGAGAGCUGCAGCUAAUCAUAGAUAUGCCAAUGUCUUCCUGCAGCCUGUUACAGAUGACAUAGCACCUGGCUACCACAGCAUUGUACAGAGACCCAUGGAUUUGUCAACUAUUAAGAAAAACAUUGAAAAUGGACUGAUCCGCAGCACAGCUGAAUUUCAACGUGAUAUUAUGCUGAUGUUUCAGAAUGCAGUAAUGUAUAAUAGCUCAGACCAUGAUGUCUACCACAUGGCAGUAGAGAUGCAGCGAGAUGUCUUGGAGCAGAUCCAGCAAUUCCUGGCCACACAGUUGAUUAUGCAGACAUCUGAAUCUGGGAUAAGUGCUAAAAGUCUUCGAGGGAGAGAUUCCACCCGGAAACAAGAUGCUUCUGAGAAGGACAGUGUCCCCAUGGGCUCUCCUGCCUUCCUUCUCUCUCUCUUUAUGGGGCAUGAGUGGGUUUGGUUGGAUUCUGAACAAGACUGUCCCAAUGACUCUGAGUUAAGCAACGACUGCAGGUCUCUCUUCAGCUCAUGGGACUCCAGUCUGGAUCUUGAUGUGGGCAGCUGGAGGGAAACUGAGGAGCCAGGGGCUGAGGAACUAGAGGAAAGCAGCCCAGGGAAAGAACCUAGUGAGCUGCUUGUAAGGGACGGAGUCAGUGAGGAAUCUCAGGAAGAGACAGAGCAAGUCAGCCGUCAGAACCUCCUCCACUUUCUCUCUGAGGUAGCUUAUUUAAUGGAGCCAUUGUGCAUUAGUAGCAAAGAAUCAAAUGAAAGCUGCUGCCCUCCAUCUGGGACAAGACAGCAAGAGAGGAAGGAAAUUGAAACUAUUGAAGAAGGGCAGAACCACAGAGAAACUGAAGUGCUGUCAGCCAAGGUAGACCCCUUGGUAGCUGAGAAGUUGCUGGAAGAAAAUGGAAAGCCAGGGAUGGUCUCAGAUCCCUCAAGUAUUUAUACAGUUCAGAAAUUACCCAGAGAGAGUACUGAGGAUAGAGAUGGAGAGUUGAGAAGGAAAGAGGAAGUAGGGAGCGAUAAAGACACCUGCAACACUGCUUCAUCAUUUGUGAAGCUUUCUGCACCCACCUUGCAGGGUGAGGUUCAGCACAUACCCAAAGAAGAGUAUCAGGGUGAAGGGUAUGUGUCAGAGAUGGAAGACCAGCCCUCUUCAGGUGAGUGUGACGAUGGCCUCAGCAUGCAGCAGACUCCUCUAGUGGAUAUCCUUUUCAGCCGAGCUACCUCCUCUAAACUGUCUGAUCUAGACCAGGAUGACCCUGUUCAGGAUCAUUUACUAUUUAAGAAGACUCUUCUGCCAGUCUGGAAGAUGAUUGCUAGUCACAGGUUCAGUAGUCCAUUUCUGAAGCCUGUGUCAGAAAGGCAGGCCCCAGGAUACAAGGAUGUGGUGAAAAGACCUAUGGACUUAACAAGCCUGAAAAGGAAUCUGUCUAAGGGACGGAUUCGCACAAUGGCUCAAUUCCAGCGAGACCUGAUGCUGAUGUUCCAAAAUGCUGUAAUGUACAAUGACUCUGAUCAUCAUGUAUACCAUAUGGCUGUAGAGAUGCAGCGAGAAGUCUUGGAUCAAAUUCAGUGCCGGGAAUUGAACCCAGGGCCUCACGCACGCAAGGCAUGCACUCUACCGCUGAGCCAUCACCCCAGUCCCUAAACUUCUGUAGCUUUAAAGAUUCAUAGCUUGCUAUCUGCCUUUACCCUGUAGGUGCUGAGUAUUUGGUUAGACAAAAGAAGAGACUUAAAUAGUCUGGAAUGAGAACAAGUCAACCCAGUGGAUGUUUUGUUAAUCUGGAGCUGCUACUUGACCUUUUCUGGAGUUUGGAACUCUCAUUGAGACUCUAACCCAUAGAAGAUUCCAGUAUUUGUUUACUACUUAUCUGUUAUCUUUUCUAGUAAGAAUAAUGCCUUAUUUUCACCCAAACCUAAGAAAUCAAAAGUGCAUGUGAAUGUAUUACUAUUAAAAUGAUUAUGAUAGUAUUAAAACAUGCAGAAAACUGAGAUUGAGGUUAUGCCAUAAGUGUUGGCCAUAUUUUGUUCCAAGGGCUUAGAGGUAAUUGGAUUAAAACUUUUAUUUCAACUCUAUAAAUAAAUGUUAUUUCACAAGUCA
Erinaceus europaeus (western European hedgehog) is the source of this 4663-nucleotide messenger RNA. RefSeq names its product bromodomain containing 8 (gene BRD8). The coding region runs from base 203 to 4210 and encodes 1335 amino acids. The transcript has 30 exons. NCBI's taxonomy places the organism in Eukaryota, Metazoa, Chordata, Mammalia, Eulipotyphla, Erinaceidae. Gene Ontology annotation, molecular function: protein binding. The record is from RefSeq and is a predicted model, not a curated record. Gene Ontology annotation, cellular component: NuA4 histone acetyltransferase complex.